Betta splendens (Siamese fighting fish) is the source of this 5146-nucleotide messenger RNA. RefSeq names its product adducin 2 (beta) (gene add2). NCBI's taxonomy places the organism in Eukaryota, Metazoa, Chordata, Actinopteri, Anabantiformes, Osphronemidae. Gene Ontology annotation, molecular function: actin filament binding. The coding region runs from base 2814 to 4814 and encodes 666 amino acids. The record is from RefSeq and is a predicted model, not a curated record. Gene Ontology annotation, cellular component: plasma membrane; postsynaptic density; cytoskeleton. The transcript has 16 exons. Gene Ontology annotation, biological process: barbed-end actin filament capping.
UCAUUUUUCUCUUUAGCAAUGUCGAGCAAGGCAACAAUGGGCAAACGAUGGGCGCAGAGGAGGGUCCGCCCCGACGCAAGCAUGAUCCCCCCGUGCGCAUUUCACAAAGGAUGCCUCGCGCUGUCACGAAGCUGCGUUUGCAGCUCGACGUCGGGAUCGGCGCGUCGCUCGCUUACUCUGCGGUCAGCGAGAAGCGUGCUGGUCACGGCGUCCUGCCGAUCGAGGCCCGUGGUCAGGGCAACGUCUUAAUGUGCCGUUUGUGUUGUGAUGGAACUGCAUCCUGAGUUUUUUUUAGCCACAAAGUCGCUCAUUAGCGUCCGCAUUGUGGGUGUUUACACCUCCGAGCGCUUUCUCGCCGUGUGAAGACGGGAUGCGCUAGUUUGUUCCAGUGUGGUUUGGGAUGUGCGUUUGGAGACUCGCGUGCUUCGUGCCGUCGCCGCUGGCCUCUGCAUUCUGUGGGUGGCCAUUAGCGGAUGCUCUGCUGGCGCUGGUGCUGAUGCUGCAGCGGGUGCGAGUGUUGCUAGGCAGCGUUUAAUUGAAAGGAAGAACGGAUGGCGCUAAAAGCUAUAAAACCAUGUUGUGCGUUCGGGUUGAUAGGGCUGCACAUCUCACGGGCCUCGUCUCCUCUUCCUGCCCCAUUUGGCACCCUAGCGUUUGUGGGAGUUGGAUGGCAGAUUUGAGAGCUCUCAGCCACAGAAUGAUGUUGAUGAUGAUAAUAAGAAUAUUAUUAGAAAGUAGAGUCUGCUAUGAGGUGGGGUUAAGUUUAAGGAGAGAGGAAACAGCUUAAGUUUUUAGCAAAUAAAAAGCAAAGCAAAGGAAAAAAAUAGAGUAAAAAUAAGUAUUUUAUAUUUUCCCUGGUUGUUCACGCUAUAACUCUUUACAGUUCUACUAAUAAAUCCACUAAAAUGAAGUAGCUAAUAAAAAGGAAAACUCCCUCUUGACUGUAAUGAACUCCAUCACUCCAACUGCUUUGCCAUUUGUUCUGCAUCUUUAUAAUAUAGCUUUUUAGUGAAGUAAAUAUGCCACGGAAAUUUUGUGCUGCACUGUGAGCAAAACGUAUUUCACCUCAUGAUCAAUCAUGCACUGAAACAUUUUCAUGUAGUUCACAUUUCUGCAACACUAUGUAAUGUUUUAAGCCCAUUUGGUGGUAAAAAGUUAGAGCACAUAAAUCUACUUUAAUUCCAUCCGGUGUUGGGAACUUCUUUUUUUGCAUUGACUUACUGUAGGCAAUGAUGUUGACACGGCUAUCAAUAGUAAUCAUGGCAGGACAGCACCAGCUAACCGACUGGUUAGGCUGUUUACUUUAACAACAAAGACAUUAUAAGCUGCAGUGAUUUAAAAAUAAAAUGUAUGUGCUGUAGUUGGACAUUAUAAGUAUUUGCCAAACGUUUAAAAUGUUUUAUAAAGUUAAUCGUGACAUACAAGUGGAGCCAAAGAAAAUCAAUGCAGACCUACUUAGAUAAUUGUAGCCCCGUCUGCCUUGCUGCUGUUACAGGUCAGUGCUCAGUUCUCCUAAAAAUACUGAAUGUGAUUAGAUUUACACCAGUCAAUGCAGGCAUGUACUGCUGUGCAUUAUAAAUAUUUUAUAUUAAAAUAUUUUGUAGAUAUAACACUUUCAUUGUAAACAUGACGUAUAUUUACAUCAAUUUCUAUUCUGUUGUAGUGUUCCUAUUUUGUACAUUUCUAAUAAAUCAUUAUUAAUGUGUUAAGCUAUUUAAGACUGGUAUUAAACACUACUUAACAUGGCUCUGAAAUCUUAAACUUGUACAACUGCAGCAGAGGAGUGAAACUCAGAAGAGCGUCCCCAUUUGCCUCCUGAGCUUUUAUGAUGUUAUGUGAUUAUGCUGCAGAGCUAGUGCACCUGAUGGCAAGCCAGCAGCAGCGUCUCGUCUCCCCUAGUCAUUAGGACCCUCCCUGGAGAGAGUCUUUCUGUCUGCCGACUGCCAGCAGCUGAGGCCCCUCCACCCCAGAGACAAUAAUACACACUGUCAACCAUCAUCUAUUGUGUGAACAGACAGACUGCUGCUUUAAAUAAGCGACUUGUUGACAUUCAGACUUACAGUAUUUGCAUGGAGCUGCAAACGUAACAUGAACUUCAUCAACAACUAUAUGCAAAGACCGGCAUCUAUUUGACAAUAAACGCACCAUAAACUGUUGCGAUGCUUGUGCAUGUUUUGGCAGCUUCAUCACUGUUGCGCAGGCCCACUGACACAAGUGCAGUGUUAGACUAGAAACUCCAUUAACGGUUUAGUCAUCUGUCUGUGAGAUUUACUAAUUCUGUGGAUGUGAUGUAACUUUCUGUCUUUUUUUUUAAAUGCUUUUUCUGUAAAUGGUUUUCUACAGUUAACCAGCUUAGAAAUGACUGAGUCAGAAGCGCAAAAGGAGAGGAGGGUGUGGUUUAUGUGGGACUUAUCUUCUCCAUGCAGCCUAGUGUUUGUGUGUCUGUGUGUCAGGGUUAAGUAUGUUUUUUUCAGGGAGUGGCUGGUUCUUCUCUGAAAAUCCUUAUGGUAAUGCUUUAGCCUUUCUCCAAUUACUGAGACGUAUCACAAGCCGACUUCCUGUGGUGGUUGUGAUGCUGCUGCACGUGAGCUCUAACUGCUAAUACUGCAUUUCCUAUAGCUCUGCACUUUCACUGCUCGGUGCCCUGAGGAAUACAUCAUCCUUAUUGUGAGGGGAAUUGGCUUUCAGGUUAAUACAAGAUACAGAAAGAUUCAGUUGUACAAUUGAAGUAUCUCUCACCCAUCAUGGUGAGCAGCUCUUGAUUAUUAGAAUAAGUUUCACCCACACUUGGUUGCAAGGCACAACAGCAGAAGAUGAGCAAGUCUCCCACUCCCAAGGGCACCCCGGUGCAGCGCAGCCCCAGUGAUGGGCUCCCUGAGGGUCUCCAGUCUCCUCAGCAUUCCACACCCGGCUCCGGCACCCAGCAAUCAAAACGCAUCUCCAGCCUUCUCCAGAGCCCAUCAUUCAGAGAGGAGUUGGAUGUGCUGAUCCAGGAACAGAUGAAGAAGGGGGGCAGCUCCUCCAACCUGUGGGCACUGAGGCAGCUUGCUGAUUUCAUGGCUUCACAUGGCUCUCCAGCCUCGUUGCCGGUCUCCCCUUCCAAUAUGAUGAUGGUGACACCCAUCAACGACCUGCAUGGCUGGGAGCCCGGCAGCCUGGUGAAGGGAGAGAGGCUGAUGCGCUGCAAGCUGGCCAGCACCCAUCGCCUGUUCGACCUCUACGGUUGGGCCCAAAUCAGCCGCGCCUGCCUCACUCUGCGUGUCAGUAAAGAACAAGAGCAUUUCCUGGUGCUUCCAGACGGUCUGGCCUACAGUGAGGUGACUGGAUCCAGUCUGGUGAAGGUGAAUAUCCUGGGUGAGGUGGUGGAGAAGGGCAGCACCAGCCUGGGCGUGGACAAAGAGAAGUUCAGCCUCCACUCGGCCAUCUACUCGGCCCGACCCGAUGUCCGCUGCCUGCUUCACCUACACACGCCGGCGUCUGCUGCGGUUUCAGCUAUGAAGCGCGGCCUCCUGCCUUUGUCUCAUGAGGCUCUGCUGGUUGGAGACGUUGCAUACUAUGACUACAAUGGAGUUAUGGAGGAGGAGGAAGACAGAGUGGAGCUCCAGAAGAGCUUGGGACCCACCUGCAAGGUUCUUGUUCUGAGGAAUCAUGGCAUUGUAGCUCUGGGAGAAUCUGUGGAGGAGGCCUUUUACUCCAUCUAUCACAUCCAAGCUGCCUGCCAGAUCCAGGUUUCAGCUUUGUGCUGUGCAGGUGGAGAACAGAACCUGAUUCUACUGGACCGGACCACUCACAAACCCAACCCUGCCGGCACUGUGGGUUGGGCCGGCUCCACGUUUGGGCCCCUGCACAAGAGUCGCGUCGGGGAGCAUGAGUUUGAGGCCCUGAUGAGAACUCUGGAUAACCUGGGCUACCGUACCGGCUACGCCUACCGUUUCCCCGUGCUGCUGGAACGAUCACGGACACGAAGGGAGGUGGAAGUGCCUGCGACGGUCACGGCCUUCCACCAGUUCGACGACGACGGAGUCCACCCGGCCCUGAGGCAGCACCCUUUUGCCCAACGGCAGCAACAGGAGAGGACCCGAUGGCUCAACACCCCCAACACUUACCAAAAAGUGAGCCAGGAGCAAGCCAGCCCCGGACACCAGCGCACCACCUGGUUGAAGACAGAGGAGAUGACACAAGCUGGCAGCACUUCCAUCAAGAUAGAGAACCCCAACCAGUUCGUGCCUCUAUUCACCAACCCGCAAGAAGUGAUUGAAACCCGAAACAAGAUCCGACAGCAGAAUCGUCAGGACAUGAAGACAGCUGGACCGCAGUCUCAGGUUCUCGCCAGUGUCAUAACAGAGAACAGCCCUCCGUCUCCAGUAAGCCCACCCAAAGUCCCACCAGAGCCAGAACCUCCCAACCCCUUCAACCAGCUGACAGACCAGGAGCUGGAGGAGUACCGUAAGGAGGUGCAGAGGAAACAGGACGGCGGGACCAACGUAGGGGAGGAGGUGGCAAAUGACAAGGAGUCUCCCCCUGCUACCUCCCCCACAAAGGGCCCUCCCCUCACAGAAGAGACAAAGACCGACUCUCCAGCCAUACAGAACGGAGGCGAGGAGGAGAAGCAGACGACAGAAGAACUGGAGAAAGGCAUGAAGGCACUUUCAACCAAUGACACCUCUUCUGCUCCCACAUCUCUGCCUGCCAAACUACAAGGCGGCACCCCUGAGGGUUCGCCAUCCAAGUCCCCAUCAAAGAAGAAGAAGAAGUUCAAGCCGCCAUCGUUUCUGAAAAAGAGCAAGAAGCAGAAGGAGAAAGCAGAGACCUGAGGCAUUCAGACAAACCCGGCCUCGGUGAAAUGCUGCUGUGAAUCUUUUUAUUUGGUGUAUAAUGAAGUAGCGGAUGGAGUUAACCACAUCAGAUCUGUUCAAACUUUUGUCACUUAGGAUGUCAUUCACAUACACAGUUUGUCCUAUUGACUUUUCAGUGCUUUACUGUAACAGUGCUAGUCACUGAUUUGAUGUGUGUGGAGAAUCAUCUGAUGCUGGUUAAAAACACUGAGAAUUAUUACUUGCUUUUUGACCCAGAUCAGAUUCAACUCAACAAUCUGACACGCUACGCCUACACACACACACACACACACACACGCACACGCACACGC